CACUUCCUUUCUUUACAUACCAGUUAAAAUGUCUCUUAUCGUGACUGGUGCUGAUCGUUACUCGCCGGACAAGCUGCCACAGCUUGAGGCGUAUGUUGAUGAGCAGGUCGCGAACCGCUCAUGGAGCCUGGAUGCUAAUGUUACGCUGCUGCGCUUCUACCAGUUCAGCCCGGCCAGCGUGAAGCCUGCCAUUGUCGCUAAGGUGCUUAUCAAGGCGAUCAUGCAGGCGCCCGCGCAGGACUACAAAUGCUGCAUCACGCUGCUUCCAGAGCGCCUGCUGCAGUCUGACGAGUCGGUGUACAAGGUGGUGCAGCUCGCAAACGCGCUGGAGACCAGCCGCUUCGGCGACUUCUGGAACGCGGCCAACACCUGCCGCGACCUGCUGGGCGGCAUCCCCGGCUUCUACGAGUCGGUGCGCGGCUUCAUCGCGCACACGCUGGUGCACACCUACGGCCGCGUGACCAAGCGCACGCUGGCGGACUGCCUAAAGCUGGAGGGCGCCACGCUGGAGCAGUACCUGUCUGAAAAGUGCAAGUCGGCUGGCUGGAGCAUUGUCAACACGCCCGCUGGCGAGGUGGUGGGGCUCCCCAAGAACGACGACAACCAGUCGGUCGUGAAGCGCACCCAGGAGCUCAUCCGCUUCGACCAGGUGGCGCCCAUGCUCAAGGCCGUGACCGUGGGCUUUUAAAUCAACGCUACUACUGAAAUUACUUGACGACACGACCAUGACAGCAUGACACACAACCAUUACUGUCAGACUCUUCUAGGCAUUAGAUAGAAGACCGUUGGAUCCCGGUAUGCCCAUCGGGUUGUAGACUUGAGUGCGUGAAGGGCAUUCGUUGAGAAGCCGUGCCCCGCCUUGGGGCGGUCCGCACACGCAUGCGAAGGCAUCGCAGAAGGCGUUACUGUACUGACUUUGUUCGGCGGUAUGGCACCCCAUUACAAAGGAGGCUAGCUGGAAUAGUACACGGCGCUUAUGUAGCCAGCUGCUGGUGGCGUGUAGCGAGCUUAACGGGAGCCAUCGCCUUGGCCAAGCCACGACAGCAGCCCCUUGACGGUGCUGCCUAGGUUCUCCGCAGCGGCGACGCUUGCACUGCGCGAGCCACCGCCGCUGCCCCCCGCGCCAGGGCCGCUGGCACCGCCAGACUCGCUGCCGCCUGUAGGAGCCGAGCCGCCGGUGCCGGGGCGCGGCGCGCCUGCGGACGGGAUGUUGCUGCCGCUGCUUCGCUGCGGGCUGUUGUGCGCCGGCUGCCCAGUGACGCUGCGCCACAGGCGCUGCAGCUGGUCCAGCGGGCCGGGCGGCGGCCGCUUGGCGAUGGAUGCAGCGCGCUCGGCAAUGUCGGC
This is a messenger RNA of Chlamydomonas reinhardtii, 1344 nucleotides long. RefSeq lists its product as uncharacterized. Gene Ontology annotation, molecular function: ribosome binding; translation initiation factor activity. The transcript is spliced from 6 exons. Bases 29 to 688 code for a protein of 219 amino acids. The record is from RefSeq and is a predicted model, not a curated record. Gene Ontology annotation, biological process: regulation of translational initiation. NCBI's taxonomy places the organism in Eukaryota, Viridiplantae, Chlorophyta, Chlorophyceae, Chlamydomonadales, Chlamydomonadaceae. Gene Ontology annotation, cellular component: cytoplasm; eukaryotic translation initiation factor 3 complex.